Sorghum bicolor (sorghum) is the source of this 4173-nucleotide messenger RNA. Its product is annotated as protein NLP1. The record is from RefSeq and is a predicted model, not a curated record. Gene Ontology annotation, molecular function: DNA-binding transcription factor activity; protein binding. The transcript has 5 exons. NCBI's taxonomy places the organism in Eukaryota, Viridiplantae, Streptophyta, Magnoliopsida, Poales, Poaceae. The coding region runs from base 569 to 3286 and encodes 905 amino acids.
UUCUUCCUUCCAUUCUCUCCUGUGGGGAAGGGGAGGCGGCAGCACGCUAGCGCUCGUUUUGUCAAGUUGCGGCUGCGGGCAGGGUGGAUGGUUGGAUGUGGGUGCUGCCGUGUUGAGUUGGGUUGGUGAAAAUGGAUGCCUGCCGUACUGUGUUUCACUUUGUGUUCUCGCCGUGCAUUGGGGACGGACGGGCGGGCGGAGGAGCGUGAUGGCGAUGUCUCUCUCUCUCCCUUUCUGCAAUGGGGAUGUUUCGUCCGUAACCUCUGCCUCCCCUUGUUCUAGUCCCCUACCCCGGCUCGUGCCUUGUGGUGGUGCGAGGAGGACGAGCUAGUGGCUUCCGUUGUGGCAGCCAUGCGCCCAAAAAGAUCGCCAAUUGCGUGCUCGACUACUUGACCAAAAUUACCAUCGUUUUCUUCUUCUUCUUGGUGCCCAGGCUCCUCUCCGCUCGUGGCCCGGCUUCCUUGGCUGCGCUGCGCUGCGGCGCCGGGUGUGCGGGUGGCAAGAUUGGCAUGCCAAGAUUCUCAAGUCUGAGUCAGUGAGCUAGCUGCCUGGUGCUGCUUGUCCGGGCAUGGAGAAAGCGCCGCAGACCGACGACGACGGCUUGCUGGCCUGCGGCGUCAUGGAGAUGGAUGACAUCGCGGUCGGCGACCUGGAUCUCAUGGAGGAGCUGUUUAUGGCGGCGCCGGGGUUCGAUUUCUCCGACUUCUCGCAGCCCGGGCCCGGCGGCGCGUCCCCGGGGUCCUGCUUCUCGCCGCUGUUCGACAUCUGCAGCACCACCACCACGGCGACUCCCCCGCCGGCGCCGGAGCCGGCGGGCGACGACGACCAGGCGGCGGCCGCCCCGCCGCCGCGCCGCGGCUGGGUGUUCCAGCCCCGCCACGAGGUCGAGGCCACGGUGAAGGAGCGGCUGCGGCGCGCGCUGGAGCGCAUCGCGUCGCUGUCGCAGACGCAGCCCGGGGAGCUGCUGGCGCAGGUCUGGGUCCCCACCGUCAUCGGCGACCGCCAGGUGCUCACCACCUGCGGCCAGCCCUUCUGGCUCGACCGCCGGAACGAGCGCCUCGCCAACUACCGGACAGUGUCCAUGAAGUACCAGUUCUCCGCCGACGAGACCGCGCGCGCCGACCUGGGGAUGCCCGGCCGCGUCUUCGUCGGCCGCGUCCCCGAGUGGACCCCCGACGUUCGCUACUUCUCCACCGAGGAGUACCCGCGCGUACGCCACGCGCAGUACUUCGACAUCCGCGGCAGCGUCGCGCUCCCCAUCUUCGAGCCCCGCAGCCGGGCAUGCCUUGGCGUCGUCGAGCUCGUCAUGACCACCGAGAAGGUCAACUACAAUGCUGAGAUCCAGAACAUCUGCAGCGCUCUCAAGGAGGUUGAUCUCAGAAGCUCUGAUGUUUCGAGUGAUCCCCGUGCAAAGGUGACUGAUACUUCUUACCGAGCAACCAUACCAGAGAUCGUUGACGUUCUCAGAACUGUUUGUGAGACACACAAACUGCCACUGGCCCAGACAUGGAUACCCUGCAUCUGCCAGGCAAAGAGGGGAAGCCGCCACACUGAUGAAAAACUCAAGUAUUGUGUGUCUACUGUGGACGAGGCGUGUUACGUCCGUGACCUAAAUGUAAAGGGCUUUCACGAAGCUUGUUCUGAGCAUCAUCUGUUCAGAGGUGAGGGUGUUGUUGGCAGGGCCUUCGGAACGAACGAGCCAUGUUUCUCCGAGGACAUUACCACCUCCAGCAAGGUCCAAUACCCUCUCUCUCAUCAUGCCAAACUUUUCAGCUUAAGGGCUGCAGUGGCCAUCCGGUUACGAAGUAUCACCACUGGAAGCCUUGACUAUGUCUUGGAAUUCUUCCUGCCAGUGGACUGUAUAGAGAUCGAACAGCAGCGAGCCAUGCUGAAUUCUUUGUCCAUUACAAUACAGCAAACAUGCUAUACGCUUCGAGUUGUCAGCUUGAAAGAACUCGUGGAUGAAGGAUCAAUUGAAACAAGUGCACUAACUCCACCAGAAUAUGCCAAAACUAUGCAUGAAAACCUAGAUGAGGUUUGUAGUGGCAUUGAUGCUCCUGCAAGGACAGCAUCACUGGAAACUUCUGAGGAGGUGUCCUCAUGGAUAGCAAGCCUUGUGUGCGCUCAAAAUAAGGGAGUGAAAGAAAUGGAUGGUGACCUGCCAUUUGGAUUCAGCAAACAAGAGGAUGAAGGGUUUAGUGUGACAGCUGGUUGGCAUACCACACCAGUAAUAGGGCCUGAAGGUAGCAUCUUUUCAGGGAUUAAGCAGCAUGAAGACUACAAGGUCAAGGAGGUAACAUGUCUCAGAGAUCCAAGCUCAUCCAAAUUGGGAAAAACUGUAGAGAAGAGACGGACUAAGAUGGAGAAAACUGUUAGCCUGGAAGAACUUCGGAAGCAUUUUGCUGGCAGCCUGAAAGAAGCUGCAAAGAAUCUAGGAGUGUGCCCCACUACACUGAAGAGAAUAUGCAGGCAGCAUGGAAUUAAUCGUUGGCCAUCACGGAAGAUUAAGAAAGUUGGGCACUCCUUGAAGAAAUUGCAAAUGGUGAUUGAUUCAGUACAUGGUAAUGAAGGAACUGUUCAGCUCAGCUCGCUCUAUGAAAACUUUACCAAGACCACAUGGUCAGAAAGAGAGUUACAGGGGGAUGCCUCUUAUCCGUUGUCUGAGGAAAAAGGUCUCUUGGAACCUUCUGUUCCUGAUCAGCACUGCGAGGGCAGAUUCACCUCGCAUACUUCUGGUUCUAAUUCCCUCUCCCCCUCUUGCAGCCAAAGCUCAAAUUCCAGCCAUGGUUGUUCCAGUGGUUCGAAAUCACAACAACAUGGCAGUGCUUCUCAACUUGCAGUAAAGAAAGAAGUUUUCAUGGAGGAGAAUCAGAGCUCCACACUACUCAAAGCUGCGAGCCAUGCGGAACUGCAGAUGUGUCCAGAAGAAAGACCUGUUACCCUGCCUAGGUCUCAUAGUCAAAUGCUUUUAAGUGAACAAAAACCAGUGGAAAACAUGACAGGUAUGCAAAUGUCUAAGCCUGAUUCUCUCAAGAUAAAAGCCAUGUACGGCGAAGAAAGAUGUAUAUUCCGGCUUCAGCCUAGUUGGGGAUUUGAAAAGCUAAAAGAAGAAAUUCUAAAGCGGUUCGGCGUUGCUCAGGAGAUGCAUGUGGACCUCAAGUACUUGGAUGAUGAAUCUGAGUGGGUUCUUUUAACAUGCGAUGCAGACCUGCUUGAGUGUAUUGAUGUGUACAAGUCAUCAAAUACUCAAACAGUAAGAAUCUCAGUACAUUCUAAUGGCCAGUAAGUGCUUGUUCCUUCCUUUGGUCAAACCGGUUUGUCCUGACAAUGGCACAAAACUCAUCAGGAUGCAGAAGAAAGCAUCCUGUCUCUCUUUGAAGUAAAGAGUUUGUUGACAUUGUCCUCAGUUUCAAGUCAUAAUCAUAUAUGCACAAGCAGCAUCUGUAAAUACCUAUACUCAUGUUAUCAUCCAAUGGUCAAGUGCCUAGUAAGUUCUGUCUGUUGCUGCUUGGUGGUUCUAUGGCAGAAUCGGAGUAAGCUGCAUACAGUCUUAACAGAAGAUGGGACUUUUGUACCUCUAGUUCAGUUUCUUAACAGUACAGGUAGUUUGUUGAAUGUUACAAACUAGUGUACAUCAUUAUAGGUCAGAGGGUGGAACCAGUAGGAAUUUGUCGAUAUGAAGCUUUGGAUUAGGUUAAGCAGUCACGACCAAGUUACAUCGCACUUGUAAGUUCUUCUGGAAUCAACACAAGUAUGACCACACCAUCAUGUGUCGUUUUAGUGGGCAUGAUGAGAUUUCUUCUCGCCAGUAGCAAAAGGUGUUGAGCAGAGAGCACCUGGAGUGAUGACAGGGGAACAAUACGAGCUCAUAUCCGGUCAAAUGUGAUUUUUGUUGGUUCAAGGUCAAUGCUAGUUUUUCAUGUUGCUUCAACCACACAGAAGGGAUGGUGGUUUUUGGUAUCCUGAAUAAUUCUACAGUUAGAAGGCAGGAGAUAUCUCAGUCUCCUAGACGACAUUGGACCAUAGAGAUUUUCCUUUGUUUCGCUCUUAUUUUUGUUCAGCGGUGGAAUUCCCAAGUACUUUGAGGUAGCCUUGUGUGUAAUCUGUCCUCAAAUUUGCAACAUGUAUAUUUGUUUCAUAAUAACUCAAAUCUGCAUUAGCUUCUUUGGGUUC